Molecule: messenger RNA, 807 nt
Organism: Colletotrichum destructivum
Lineage: Eukaryota; Fungi; Ascomycota; Sordariomycetes; Glomerellales; Glomerellaceae
Exons: 2
Coding region: 1-807 (268 amino acids)
Source: RefSeq, a predicted model, not a curated record
AUGGCGGCUGCAUGCCCGCCGGCGACGUAUGCUGCCCUGGUGGCGGUCACUGCGACGCCGGAGACACAUGUCAUGUGGACGGUUGUUGUCCUUUCGGUAAAGUGUGCUGCCCUGGCGGUGGAUACUGCGACGCCGGACAUACAUGCACAGAAGAGGGGAAGUGCAGAAAGGUGGGCGGCAGCGAUGGGGCUGGCACAGGGCAGUGUGGGAUCGGAAAGGCAAGCUGCGGUGUGCUGCCCUGGCGGUGGAUACUGCGACGCCGGACAUACAUGCACAGAAGAGGGGAAGUGUCGGAAAAGCGUUGAAACUGGUAACGCUGGUGGCGAUGCUAAGCGCAGCACGACGUCUAGCCAGCAGCAGUCAAGGACGGCGUCUUUUCCCGAAACAACGCCGCCGCUUGAGGAUCUGCCCGAGCCGACGCAGGCGUUAUUGACCACAACUUCGUCCACGUCAAUAAGGAAGGGAGGCGAGAUCGAUUUUGAGGCAACCUUGACUCCGAGUACGCGCGCUGGCGACCAGACGUGGACACCGACAAAUCGAGCAUCGGCGACGGCAACAUUACUGGGCAGCAACAACAUCUGCAAGCGGGCAAAGGGAGGUAGCGGGGGAGGUAAUAGUGGAGGCGGAGGCGGCAGUGGCGACUCUGAUUCUGGCAGCAGCAGUGGUACCACUACGAAGCCAGGGGACGACGGUGGAGCUGCUGGGUGCCCUUCUGCUGCGGUCAGAGUGUUGGGCAGACUGUCUACUUGUAUGGUCUUGGUGGAAGUCGCUGCAGUUGCCUGGGGUGCGGCCAUGUUAUCAUGGUAA